This is a messenger RNA of Priapulus caudatus, 809 nucleotides long. RefSeq lists its product as uncharacterized. Lineage: Eukaryota; Metazoa; Priapulida; Priapulimorpha; Priapulimorphida; Priapulidae. The record is from RefSeq and is a predicted model, not a curated record.
AAGUUUUCGAUCCGGUCAAUCAAGCCAUUUAAUUCGCGUGAUUUAAUAAUGUGAUCUGCUAAUAUGAAUGUCUUCGAUGUGAAUCGAAUAUAAAGGAAAAAUAUCAAAGGUAACAUUUAAACAUGCAUAUGUGAUUUUAGCCCAUAAAUACAUCGAAGAAAACAUUAAACAAAACAAAACGAAUCGACAAACAUCAAAUAAAACAAAAAAUCGAAUUAUGAAACAAAAAAUAUGCUAUAAAAGUGACACUUCGUCACGUGGCUUUAAGUUGUUGUGUUGAGCGGAGUGUGGUUUUUGCUUUGGAGGUCUUUUCACGAUGGCGGAACAUGAAUGGAAUAAAUUCAAGAAAGAGAUAAACGCAAAACGUAUGAAGAAGAAAACAGGAAAGGAGAAGCCGACACGUGAGACGCCAGACGACGACACCAUAGUCGUGCAGCGACUGAGCGCUGAAGUUUCUGGAAAGGCACAGAAGUAUGCGAGAGUAGGUGCCAGAGAAUUUGUGGCCUUCAACGAAUAUGAAGAAUUUACAGUGGACAACAUCAAGAGUGCUUGCAUCAAGCAUUUUGACAUUCCACAAGAACUGAUGUGUUGUGAUGUUCUCGCUGGAGAGCAAGGACCGUCAUGCUAUUCAGCGAAACAGAUACCCGAUUUUAAAGUUAUUCACGUGCGCUUCGUUGAACGCACAGAAGUGGCGGAGGCUACGACAUCUCACGCAGUACCACAGAAGAGGAGCCUGGUCCAUCCUUCCAACCCUUCACCCUCGAAACGUGCAAGACUAAACGUUGCACCGAGCAAGUUCGUGCCAAGAA